CAAAAAAGGACGGGAACGAGAGAAUAAAGCAGGAAAAAAAAAAUAAUUAAGGAAAAGCCUCAUCUAUCUUUCCUUCAAACCUUCCCUUUAAUUCUCUUUGCUUUUCCUUUCUUUGCUCUGGUACUCUGUUAGUGUGAUUCUCCACCUUAUUUUCCUUCCUAAAUACCCAUCAACCUUUAUAAAAGAAAAAGAAGAAGAAGAUCAAAACCAUGGUGUUCUCUUCAGUUCCAUUCUAUUUAGAUCCUCCCAACUGGCAGCAGCAGCAACCAAGUCAACAACCUAGAGCAAGCAAUGAAAGCCCCCAGCUUCCACCUCUUCCUCCACCAACACAUGUUGGUGGUAGUGGCACCGCUGGCUCAAUCAGACCUGGUUCGAUGGCUGAUCGAGCUCGGUUGGCCAAGAUACCUCAGCCUGAGGUAGCUCUAAAGUGCCCAAGGUGUGAAUCUACCAACACCAAGUUUUGUUACUUCAAUAACUAUAACCUCUCUCAGCCCCGCCACUUUUGCAAAACCUGUCGGCGAUACUGGACUAGAGGGGGUGCCCUUAGAAGUGUUCCUGUGGGUGGUGGAUGCCGUAGAAACAAGAAAAGAAAAGUCCAAAGUAGCUCCAAGUCUCCAGUUUCGAGUGAAAGGCAAGUGGGUUCAACUUCCAGUUCCACAAGUGCACUUCCAUCACAGGUUAUUGGUCAUUUGCCUCAACAACAAUCUCAAUUACCCUACAUGACCUCACUGCAUAACCUGGCUCAAUUCGGCGAGGGAAACAUUGGGUUAAACUUUGGUGGAAUUCAGGGACAGUUGGGAUCAACAAGUGGUGCUAGUGGACAGACUGACAUGGGGUUUCAGAUAGGAAGCAACUCAGGAAUGAAUAGCAGUGCUAUUUUAUCAGCUGGAGGAGAGCAUCAAUUUCCUUUCUUUGAGUUUUCACCCGCAGGUUUAUAUCCACUUCAAAGUGACGGUGCUGAAACUCCGAUUAGUGUUAAUGGGGACAACCAGCUUCAAUCUAUGACUCCAAGCUCUAGGGUUUCUCAGUUAGCUCCAGUGAAGACAGAAGGAAACCAAGGGUUAAAUUUAUCGAAGCCAUAUUUGGGUGUCCCACAAAAUAAUCAGUACUAUUGGGGUGGAAAUACCUGGGCAGAUUUAUCAGGUCUCAAUUCUUCUUCCACUAGCCAUCUCUUAAGAUAGAUAUUGACCUCUUGAUUGAAAGGAAACGAUUAUCAGCACCAUGAAGCAUAUUUCUAAACCAUCAGUCAGUAAUUGACACAAAGUUGCAUGCAUCUUCGACUGAAGUACUGCCUUGACUUGCAAGUUCCUACCCAAUGGAGAACCUAUCUGAUGAUCAGUAUUAUGGUGGUCAGAUUGAGAACCAAUAAUUGGUAGAACAAUUUGUUAUAAAUUGUAAUUUUCUAUUUACCUUUGUUUGGGGAUCUGUAUUGUAUGGCUUGUUUACAAGUUAAGCGUGUGAGGUCAUGGGGUUUAAUUUGUGAUAAGACAUGCUGAGUUAUUAUAACAAUAACUUGUUUUCCUUUUA
This is a messenger RNA of Populus nigra (black poplar), 1527 nucleotides long. RefSeq names its product dof zinc finger protein DOF2.2-like. Gene Ontology annotation, biological process: regulation of DNA-templated transcription. The transcript is spliced from 2 exons. The record is from RefSeq and is a predicted model, not a curated record. Gene Ontology annotation, molecular function: DNA binding; DNA-binding transcription factor activity. The coding region runs from base 210 to 1181 and encodes 323 amino acids. NCBI's taxonomy places the organism in Eukaryota, Viridiplantae, Streptophyta, Magnoliopsida, Malpighiales, Salicaceae.